Caenorhabditis sp. 36 PRJEB53466 is the source of this 3902-nucleotide messenger RNA. NCBI's taxonomy places the organism in Eukaryota, Metazoa, Nematoda, Chromadorea, Rhabditida, Rhabditidae. The record is from the annotation of a GenBank genome assembly.
AUGGCGACCGCUGUUGAGCUAGCCAUAGAGAAGAUAGAUGAAUACAAGUCAAAAAUUGGAAGGUAGGUUAUUUUAUCUUAAUUUUAAUAACUAUUUUCAAUUUAAGAACUCUUGGGACGCCGAUGCGCCUCCGAGAUUUGAUAAGACAAGUUCGAGCAGCCCGAACGAUGGCCGAAGAAAGAGCAGUGGUUGAUAGAGAAAGCGCGAACAUCAGAGAAAGCUUUCGAGACGACGACUCUCCGUGGAAAUGCAGGAAUAUAGCUAAACUGCUUUAUAUCCAUAUGCUAGGAUAUCCAGCUCAUUUCGGCCAGGUAUCUUUUAGGAGUAUAACGAUAUUUCGAAGUGCUUUUUUUCUUAGAUGGAGUGCAUGAAACUUGUCGCGCACCCAAGAUUCACAGACAAACGGAUUGGUUAUCUUGGGGCAAUGCUUUUACUGGAUGAGCGGUCAGAAGUUCAUUUACUGGUAACUAAUUCGUUAAAAAAGUGAGUUAACCUUGCUAUGUUUCAUUAACAAUUGCGAUGUUUAGUGACUUGACGUGUUCUACACAGUUUGUUAGCGGAUUGGCUCUGUGCACUUUGGGUUCCAUUUGUUCUGCAGAAAUGUGCCGAGAUUUAGCGAAUGAAGUUGAAAAAAUCAUAAAACAAAAUAAUGCCUAUUUGAAGAAAAAGGUGUUGUAAUUUUUUCUAAAAUAUUUCUCAAAAACACGUUCAGGCUGCUCUUUGUGCGUUUCGUAUUGUUCGAAAAGUACCGGAGCUUAUGGAGGUAUUCAUUCCCUGUACACGAUCUUUGCUGUCAGAAAAGCAUCACGGGGUUCUGAUGGGAGCUACAACGCUGGUGACGGAAAUGUGUGAGAAAAGUCCUGAUGUCUUGAACCACUUCAAAAAGCUUGUUCCCAACUUGGUUCGUAUUCUGAAAAAUCUUUUGAUGAGUGGUUAUUCGCCGGAGCACGACGUCACAGGAAUAUCAGACCCAUUUCUUCAAGUUAAGAUUCUGAGACUUUUGCGUGUCUUGGGAAAGGAUGACGUCCGAGUAACAGAGGAGAUGAAUGACAUCUUAGCUCAGGUAAAAAAUUUUUCAGAUACUGUACCUUCUAAAAGUGACGUAGAUUUUCAGGUGGCGACGAAUACGGAAACUGCAAAAAAUGUCGGGAAUGCGAUCUUGUAUGAAACUGUUCUGACUAUAAUGGAGAUUAAGAGCGAAAGCGGUCUCCGCAUUCUCGCCGUUAAUAUUUUAGGAAGAUUUCUUUUGAACACCGAUAAGAACAUCCGCUAUGUUGCUUUGAACACCCUACUCAAAACUGUUCAUGUGGACUAUCAGGUUGGAAUUUCUUCUAAUUCCUUUAUGUCAACGAAAUUGUCAACGAAAAUUUAUGUCAACGAAAUUAGCAUGAUCCUCCCGCCUCAGAUACAAUCAAAACAAUAUGCGGACGAUCUCAAGAUCUACACACACUUCCCCAAGUUAUCCCCUUCCAAAGAUCUCCAGAUCGCAAUUGACCGUAUUUCUGAAUGGUCCAAGAAUCACAAGCUGUCUCUUAAUCUCUCUAAAUCAGUUUGUAUAUCACUAGGUCGAAAUCCCACAAUAACCAAAUAUUAUAUCGACACAGCUGAGAUAAAAAGAGAAUCAAUAUGACCUAGGAUUUCCGAUUUCGUCAAAUAUAGAUUUUGCUGACCACUGGAAGAAGACCAUUCAAAAAGCAAACAAAAUGACAGCGAACCUUUUCAAGUUUUUUUACUCUCCAAACACACGCCUGAUGACCCUUUUAUUCAGAACAUUCGUACGGCCCGUACUUGAAUACGGCACUAUUGUCACAUGUCCUUCUAAAAAAGCUACGAUAAGAGCAACAGAACAGGUUCAGAGUAACUUCUCGCGUAAACUUUGGUUGCGGAAAAUAGGAGCUUUCGUACCUCGAGAUUCGCCAAACUACAUAAACACCAGCGAACGUCGCCGUCAAUUUAACCUCGAAUCACUAGAAACUCGCCGAUCACAUUUAGAUAAGAAGUUUUUAAUCAAAUUGUUAGCUAACAAAGUCGACAUCAAUCCUGAUGACUUUUUCCUACGCUUAAGCACUACACGGACUAGACGGAGUCACGUUUACCGAUGGAAGACUCCAAAAUCGAAGCUAAGACACAACUUUUUUACACACAGUCUUAUCAAAGAUGAAUCUGACACAGGCAUCUGUUAAAUGAUCAUCUCUUUCCUUUUGCGCGGGCAAGUAGCUGAAGAUCCUCCAUUUAUUCCCCCCAUCUCCCCCACAUCCCCUCUCCCUUCUUUUUUCUCUCCACUCUCUCUCUUCUCCACGUUAAAAAUAAACGUAAAUAAAUUUAAAAAAAAAUCAUCUCACUUUUUCUAGGCUGUGCAACGCCAUAGGAAUGUUGUGGUUGAGUGUCUCAAAGAUCCGGAUAUUUCCAUCAGAAAGCGAGCUAUGGAGUUAUGUUUUGCGUUAAUGAACAAAACCAAUAUUGCUAUCAUGACAAAGGAAAUUUUAAUAUUUCUGGAAACUGCUGAUGCUGAGUUCAAAUCAGAAUGCGCCUCUAGGAUGUAUAUUGCAACGGAAAGAUUUUCUCCAAAUCACGAGUGGCAUCUUGACACUAUGAUCACUGUUCUACGAUUGGUACGUACUGAAUUAACAUAAUUCGAUUAACGAUUCAAUAUUCAGGCUGGUAAAUAUGUUCCUGAUGAAGUUGUGUCAUGUAUGAUUCAACUAAUUUCUGCAAACGAACAACUGCAAAGCUAUGCUGUGUCACAACUGUACCAUGCUGCUCAGAAAGAUGCCAUAAACGCUCAGCCUCUCCUACAAGUAGCUUUUUGGACAAUGGGAGAAUUCGGAGAUUUGUUGUUGCAACCGACUGACGUUGACAGUACUCCAAUUUCUGAAUUUGAUGUAAUUUGCGUCUUUGAAAGCAUUUUGCCGUCAGCCCUGACUUCGCUGAUGACCAAAUGUUAUUCCGUCACUGCUCUUGCAAAACUCUCAACAAGAUUUCAUUCAACCGGGGAUCGAAUUGAGGCACUCGUUAGAAUGAAUCAAGCACAUAUUCAAUUAGAGCUACAACAAAGAUCAGUAGAGUUCAAUAUCAUACUGAAACUGGGUGAUCUGAAGUAAGCUACUUUGAAUUUCAAAGUUAUUCCAAUUUCUUCAGAGAUGGACUACUUGAGAGAAUGCCUGUAAUAACUCAUAAUUCACUGAAUGCUGCCGCGCCGUCUAUGGCUGAUAAUGAUUGUGAGUAAUGCUUGAAAGAUAGUCUUCGAAGUAAUUCAUAUUGAUUUACAGCUACACCUGAAAUGCAUGCGACAAAUACCGAUCUACUCGGCGAUCUGAGCAUUGAAUCAGACCAACUUGGUGGUUUUUUUGGUGAAACUGGCGCGGGGGGUCCAAACAGCAAUGUACUUGAUAUUUUCGGAGACAGCAACAUUUCAAAUGCUCGGGCGUUCUUCAAUCAGGAAGGUGUACAUGGUGCUUCGACGUUCGUUUGUAUUCUAUCUUGUAUUCUACGAAACUAUAAUAUUCAGGGAUCUAUACCAGCCUGCUAUCGCGAUCAAUUCGAACGGAAUUGAAAUCCAAAUUCAGGUGUUGGAAACAUGGAACUAUGAAAAAGCUCGUCUGAAAAUGAGCGCAUACAAUUAUACCCCACGAACGUUGUCGAACUUUAAUUUUCUGGCUGCUGUUCCAAAAGCUUUUGAUAUCGCUCUGGAACCAGCAUCUUCUCCUAACAUUCAGCCGAAUGAACACACGAUUCAGUAUAUCACGAUCACAAGAAAGUCUCCGAAUGCAAUGGUAAUGGUGCCAUACUCUAUUUUUUUCUAAUGUUUGUUUCAGGCUCGCAUGCGCACAAAAGUAUCUUAUAUAGUUGACGGAUCUGAAAUUGUUGCCGACGGAGUAGUCAAUGAUUUUCCGGGGCUUUAA